This is a messenger RNA of Cynara cardunculus var. scolymus (artichoke), 1974 nucleotides long. Its product is annotated as glutamate receptor 2.2-like. The coding region runs from base 1 to 1542 and encodes 513 amino acids. The record is from RefSeq and is a predicted model, not a curated record. Lineage: Eukaryota; Viridiplantae; Streptophyta; Magnoliopsida; Asterales; Asteraceae. The transcript is spliced from 4 exons.
AUGGCAYUAUCGGAUUUCUAUGCUCGUAAUGGUGGUUGCAGAACAAGGAUUGUUAUCCACACAAGGGAUUCCAAGGGAGAUCGAUUACAAGCUAUAUCAUCUGUAGUUGAUCUUCUGAAUACCGUUAAGGUGCACACAAUCAUAGGCCCAGAAACAUAUAUCGGAUCAGAGCUACUGGGUUCAUUCACUGAUAAACCCAAAGUUCCCAUCUUUUGUUUUGCUUGUAAAUCCUUAAUGCGAUAUCCUUACAUGUUCCAAAUUAAAGAAGAUGAAUUCGCCAUGGCCAAAAGCAUUGCUGCUGUUAUCGAGUCAUAUAAAUGGAGAGAUGUUAUCUUUAUGCAUGAGGACGCUAAUCAUGGAUCAGAUCUGUUACAAUAUCUGUUGGAAUCAUUCCAGGACAAAAACAUACGAAUUACUUAUAGAAGCGUUGUUUCUGCCUCYGCCAAACAUGAUCAAAUCAAUCAUGAGUUGCAUAAGCUCAUGAGUGUUCAUACAACUGUGGUUAUCGUAGAUCUAUCACCUUCACUAGCAUCCAGGGUUUUUCUAAAUGCAAAGAGGUUAGGAAUGAUGAGCAAAGAAUAUGCAUGGAUUUUAACUCAAAAAACCAUUGAAAUCUUGCAAUCAGAUGAAUUUGAAGUUAUCGAGUCGUUGCAAGGARCACUUGGUUUUCGGUCUUAUAUUCCAGCAUCAAGCAGGCUGCAUUUCUUAACAAAAAGAUGGAAAGAAGAGUUCUMAAGAGAAGUGCCUAUGCUURCCAUUUGGGCGUAUGACACAAUAUGGGCACUUGCAGAGUYUAUURAGAGGGUUGGAGUCCCACAAAAUGGUUCAAUACUACUAAGUGAAAUUUUGAAGAUCAAUGGAUUUAAAGGUAUGAGUGGAGAGUUUCGGCUCAGUGAACGAAAAAUGAUGUCCAAUGGAUUUGAGAUCGUAAACGCAAUCGACUAUGGAGAGAGGAAAGUGGGAUAUUGGACAUCGUUAAAAGGAAUCAGGAGAGCGCACCAGCAGUUAAACAAUGUUGCUCUACAUUCUCGUAUUAAUAUAGAAGAUGUUAUUUGGCCUGAAGGGUCUACAACCACUCCAAAAGGUUGGACAAUACGAGUGGGUCCUCGUAAAAAGUUAAGAAUUGGUGUCCGAACUGGACUAAAAUUUAAGGACUUCGUAAAUGCAGUUCAUGAUGAUAAAACAAAUGUCACAAAUGCCACUGGGUUUUCUGUUGAGGUUUUCCAGGCUUGCAUUUAUGCAUUACCAUAUGAAGUGCCUUACGAAUUCAUUCCAUUUGGGAAUGGAAGUUACGACGCACUUAUAGAUAAGGUCUAUAAGAAGGAAAUUGAUGGGGUCCUAGGCGAUUCAACGAUUCUGGCCAACAGAUCCGAACUUGUUGAUUUCACAGCAACUUACUCCGAUCUUGGUUUAGGAACACUGGCAAAAAUCAAGAGAAAAGACAUGUGGAUCUUCUUGAAGCCAUUGGGUGCAAAUCUAUGGCUAACUGUUGCUGCUUUGUCAUCUUCACUGGCUUCAUUGUGUGGGCUAUUGAAGCUAUGAAUCAAGAAUCAGAAAUCUCAUCAUCUCAACGAAUUGGAACGAUCUUUUGGCUCAUCCUAUUGAGCAUCUUUUCAGCUCAAAAAGAGAAGUUGUCAAGCAACCUGUCGAGAUUUGUGAUUUUUUCUUGGUUAUUCGUGGUUCUUAUCUUGAUUACAAGUUACACGGCAACAUUGUCCGCACUGAUGACAGUUGAACAGUUUGAACUAGCUUCAAAAGGAGGAAUUGUGGGGUUUCACGGUGGGUCUUUCUUUGGRGGAGUGACAGUCAASAAUAUGAACUUUACUGAUUCGAAGCAAARAUCAUAUUAUACCUAUGAUGAUUAUGCUGAGGCGUUAUCAAAAGGUGGAAAGAAUGGUGGCGCUGAUGCCAUUGUUGAUGAAGUUCCUUACAUCAAGAUGUUCCUUGGCAUGUACCCUACUGACUAUGCCAUGG